Molecule: messenger RNA, 2317 nt
Organism: Cyprinus carpio (common carp)
Lineage: Eukaryota; Metazoa; Chordata; Actinopteri; Cypriniformes; Cyprinidae
Product: interleukin-1 receptor type 1
Biological process (GO): signal transduction
Molecular function (GO): interleukin-1 receptor activity
Source: RefSeq, a predicted model, not a curated record
UCGUUGGAGAGGAAGCUUCCCAAACGCUGAGAGGAUAUUGCAAAAUGCGCUUUCUCAAACAUUCCUGUGACUAUGGAGAAGUGGCACGACAGGGCGGCCAUAUAUGUGCUCUUUAGGGUCCGAUGAAGACACGUUAAACGUGUGCUUGACUCCAGUAUAAAGCGAGUUCUUACUGAAGGGAAUCAUGAUGCUUUGGGAACGACUGUAGAUAUGGGUCGGUCGUCCCUCAUUUUCCUGGUCGCUGUACUUCGGGCAACUGAAUGUGCCGUGAUCUCGAAGGAAACGUUAGGUCCGGAAUCCUGCAAGGAUUACGGACAGGAGUUUGACCGGGCGUACUCGAUCCCGGGUGAAGCGGCGAUACUGGAGUGUCCACUGGAGAUGCAUUAUCUCUUUAAUACUGCAGAAACGGCAUACAACAUCACAUGGUACGAUGAGAGAACGGGCUCUGAGAUCACAGAGCUGGAGCAGAGCAUCAUGCUCAAGAAAACACAGGUGUGGUUCUACAACGUCAGCAUGCAGCAGCAGGGAAAGUACACAUGUGUAGUCAGGACUCAAAGUGAGUGCUACAAACAGGCGACAGAACUGGUGGUGACCGAAAUGACUUCAGAAAACUGUGUGAGACCGCAGAACGGAGUCCAGGGGAUCAAUGCUAAUGUUAACGAUCUCCUCGUCUGCCCUCUGAGGAAAUAUCUAAAGAGCGUGGACAGUCCGUCCAUCCAGUGGUACAAGAACUGUGAGCUCCUUCAAGAAGAUGAGAAGUUUGCUCUAAAUGAAGAUAUACUCCACAUACGCAAAGUGAAUUUCAAUGACGCCGGAUUCUACACCUGCAAAAUGACCUUUCAUUUAGCUGGAGUCGUCCGUGAGAUGGCCGAAACUAUCGAGUGUGAAGUGAAAGAUGAAUAUUUAAAGAAGCCACAAAUUAUCAAGCCAGUUAAUGAGAUCAUCAAAGUGGAGAGGGGUUCAUCCUUCAAGAAGGACUGUGUGGUCAUUGUUCGGGGAAAUGGCUUUCCCAUGGUUAAUGUGCUCUGGAAGGUCCUGCGGGGGUCUGAAGAGGAGUGUAUAUCCCCAAACACAUCACAUCGCAUUCAUCAGAUACCCACGAAUGAAAGCAGAACAGAGGAUGGUUUUCUUCUGGUGCAAACGCUCUUUCUGUCUGCUGUAUGGGAGGAAGAUUUCUAUUUAAACUUCACCUGUAUAGCGUCCAGCAGCCGAGGAGAACCGACCGGCCAGAUCUCACUCGUCCCUGCGGAUGGGAACUUUUUCUUGCUUCUCUGUCUUCUUCUGGGCUCGGUGGCAUUGCUUUUCGUGAUGGGUGUGCUUCUGUGCACCAUAUUCAAGGUGGAGCUGGCCUUGUGGGUCAGGACUGUGUUUCCAUUCCUCUACAAAACCACAGACGGUGAUGGUAAGCAGUAUGAUGCAUACAUCGCCUAUCCCAGAGUCCUCGAAGGCUCAAGCGAAAAGGCUGAGAUUUUUGCGAUGAGUACUUUGCCGCAGGUCUUGGAGGGCCAGUACGGUUAUAAGCUGUUCAUUCUGGGCCGGGAUGGCCUUCCUGGAGAAGCUGUGGUGGAUGUUGUGCAGGAUGCUCUGAGCCGCUGUCGCAGACUCCUGCUGCUCUACACGGCGGCGUCGCUCUGCAGCCCGGAGGCGCAGGAAUGGGCCGAGCAGCAGACGGGUCUGUACCAAGCGCUGGUGGAGGACUCCAUGAGCAUCGUGCUGCUGGAGCUGGAGGCGAUCCGCCAGCCGCUGCGUCUGCCUCACGCCGUGCGCCUCCUCAAGGACAAACAAGGAGCUCUGCAGGCCUGGAAAAAAAGGAAGAGGUGGGCGUUCAGCGAUGGGAAGUCAGAGGACCGCGUGACGUCUCUCCAGCCCUCGGCGCGCUUCUGGAGGGAGGUGCGCUACCAUAUGCCCAUCAGAGGCAAAGCUAAAGAGACAAACUGGUUUAGUUUCUAGACUAACACUAAAUGUGAACACUCAGGGUCAAGUUGUACUGUGUAUAGUGAUUCUGUCACCAGUCUGGAAGUCAAUCUACAGGCUUUUCUGCCAGUAAACGCACACUUUUUUUUUUGUUUGUUUGUUUUUUUAGCAGCCUUUAUUCCAGAAGUUUAUUUUUGGUUUAACCAAAUGAUGAGUCGUAACUUUCUUUAUGACUUUCCUCUUUUUUUUGGUUACUGAGAAGAAAAACUAGACAAGGCGAGGCCAAAAUUAAUACUUUUUUUUAAUUAUUAUUAUUCAGCAAGGAUGCAUUGGAUGAAAAGUGACAGUAAAGACGUUUAUAAUGCUACAAAAAUUUCUAUUUCAAAUUCAAGUGUCUUUUCAG